This is a messenger RNA of Gekko japonicus, 588 nucleotides long. It is a transcript of the gene PIN1, whose product is annotated as peptidylprolyl cis/trans isomerase, NIMA-interacting 1. Bases 45 to 545 code for a protein of 166 amino acids. Gene Ontology annotation, molecular function: peptidyl-prolyl cis-trans isomerase activity; protein binding. Gene Ontology annotation, cellular component: cytosol; nucleus. The transcript has 4 exons. The record is from RefSeq and is a predicted model, not a curated record. Lineage: Eukaryota; Metazoa; Chordata; Lepidosauria; Squamata; Gekkonidae.
CCGCUGGGGUGUGAGUGUGUCCGUGAGGAGGCGGAGGAGGAAAGAUGGCGGAGGAGGAGAAGCUCCCCGCGGGCUGGGAGAAGCGCAUGAGCCGCAGCUCCGGUACCGCCGCGGGGGGAGACGGGGGGCGUGUCUACUAUUUCAACCACAUUACCAAUGCCAGCCAGUGGGAGCGCCCCACUGGGAACAGCAAGAACGGGCAAGGGGAGCCCACGAAGGUGCGGUGCUCACACCUCUUGGUGAAACACAGCCAGUCCAGGAGGCCCUCGUCGUGGAGGGAGGAGAAGAUCACCCGGACCAAGGAGGAGGCCCUGGAGCUCAUUAAUGGCUACAUCCAGAAGAUCAAAUCCGGGGAAGACUUUGAAACCCUCGCAUCACAGUUCAGUGACUGCAGCUCGGCUAAGGCUGGAGGAGACCUGGGUGCUUUUGGAAGGGGUCAAAUGCAAAAGCCUUUUGAAGACGCCUCGUUUGCGCUGAGGACCGGGGAGAUGAGCGGACCAGUAUUCACGGAUUCAGGGAUCCAUAUCAUCUUGCGCACGGAGUGAAAAGUGCCUUGGCAACACGCUUGAAAAGGAAAAGGGUGGUGGG